AUGCCGUCCAUACUCAACGACGACGACCGCGAGACCGUCAAGCGCUUCGUGCCCAAGCAAACCAACAAGAUCCACGCCGUCGCCGUCGCUAGGCUCUACGUAGCCCACCCGAACCGGUCAAAAUGGGCCUACACGGGCUUGCAGGGCGCCGUGGUGCUGGCGAACGAUCUCGUUGGGAAUACGUACUGGGUCAAGAUGGUGGAUAUUUCGCCCGGGAAUCGGGGAGUGAUCUGGGACCAGGAGAUAUUUGAGAACUGGAACUACAACCAGGACCGCGUCUUCUUUCAUACCUUUGAGCUGGAAGAAUGCCUGGCUGGGCUGUCCUUUGUCGACGAGAAGGAGGCGAAGCAGUUUCUCAAGAAGAUGAACGACCGGGAAAAGAACGCGAGCAAGGCGACUCUGAAGACGCCAUUUGGGGGCGCCGCGCCGACGAGCCACCACAAGUCGCACGGGCUCUUUGGUAGCAUCUUCGGCGGACAUCGUCACUCCUCGGCGCCGACCCCGCCCGACUCGCCUUCGCGCGUCCCCGCCCCGCCGAGAGACCACCGCUCCGGGAGCGUCAACGGCUACCACGAGCUCCCUGCGCCCCCGAGGUUCGAGAAGCUCGACGCCUUCGAUCCUCUGUGGCGAGAGCACUUUGGCGAGGAUCUCAGGUCCAAAGGCCUCACCGACGACUUUAUUCGCGACAACCAGGACUUUAUCGUCGACUUUCUUAAGCAGGAACAAGCCGCCCAGGCCCAGCAGCCGGCAUCCUCUCCUCCGCCUCCUCCUCCUCCUCCCAAUGGCGCUGCCGGUAACCUGAGAGCGCCUCCUCCGCCCCCUCCACCCCCAGCAGCCUCCCACGCAGCGCCGCCGCCGCCACCGCCUCCGGCCCCGAGAAGAGGAGCCGCCCCUCCACCACCACCCGCGCCUAGGCGGUCCGGGAAGAUUGAGCCAGAGCCGGCACAGGCCGAAUCGCCUCCGCCUCCAGCUCCGGCUCGGAGGUUUGCCGUGCCUCCUCCUAUAGCAGACGCCGGGAAGUUCGCCCGCAUAGAGCCGCAUCGCGCGGUGCCGGCUGCCCCUGCGCCGGGGCCGCCGCCUCCACCACGACCGCCCAAGACGCCCAUGGAAAACGCCGACCCGUCACACCGACACGCCGUCCCGCCCCCCUUUGCCGGCCCACGGAACGUCCCGCCGCCUCCUCCAAGUCGCGGCCCAGUUCCACCCCCACCGCCUUCCCGAGAGCCAGCCUAUUCAGCUCCUCCUCCCUUACCCCCCAAGGCACCGCCCGCUCCCAGCGCACCUCCGCUGCCGCCUCCAAGCUCCCGUCCGCCCCCUUCACUCCCAGCCAGGAGCCCAGUCCCCCCACCUCCAGCCCCUCCACCGUUACCCUCCUCCCCCCCCCCCCCCCCCCCCCCCCCCCCCCCCCCCGCACCACCUCCCGCACCACCUCUCCCUACCUCCGGUGCCCCCCCGGCACCCCCACCGCCUCCUCCACCUCCCAUGUCAGGCGGCCCUCCCCCUCCUCCAGCUCCUCCUCCUCCUCCGGGUCCAGGAAUGGGCGGCGCACCUCCGCCCCCUCCUCCUCCACCUCCUCCCCCCUCUGGCGGUAUCCCACCCCCGCCUCCCCCUCCUCCCCCACCAAACCGCGACUCCGGUUAUUCCUCCGCAGCAGCCGUCCCGGCAGGCGACCAAAGCCGGAAUGCCAUGCUCGAAGGUAUCCGCGGCGCGGGCGGGAUCGCGGCGCUCAAAAAGGUCGAUCGGUCACAGAUUCGGGAUCGCAGUGGUGCGCAGGUUGGUGGUGCCGGUGGUGGGGGGGAUACGGGUCCGCAUGGGAGUGGGUUGCCUCCUGCUGGGGUUGCGCCGGGGGCUGGUGGAGGGGGGAUGGCGGAUGCGUUAGCUGCUGCGCUACAGAAGAGGAAGGAGAAAGUUAGUCGGAGUGAUGAUGAGGAUGAUGAUGACGAUUGGUGA
This is a messenger RNA of Dichotomopilus funicola, 1950 nucleotides long. RefSeq lists its product as uncharacterized. Bases 1 to 1950 code for a protein of 649 amino acids. NCBI's taxonomy places the organism in Eukaryota, Fungi, Ascomycota, Sordariomycetes, Sordariales, Chaetomiaceae. Gene Ontology annotation, biological process: actin filament polymerization. The transcript has 3 exons. The record is from RefSeq and is a predicted model, not a curated record. Gene Ontology annotation, molecular function: actin binding. Gene Ontology annotation, cellular component: actin filament.